ACUUGGAAGAAGCAAGAUAGAAAAAGUAUUGACGCUGCUGGAGAAGACUUUGCUGCUGGAGAAGACUUUUGAAGAUACCAUGGACAGCCAGGAAAACAAACAAAUGGAUUAUAGAACAAAUCAAUCCAAAAUUUUCACUCAAGGCAGAAAUGACCAGGCUUCAACUAUCAUACUUGGGACCCAGCUCCCUUGAGAAGUCUAUAAUGCUGGGAAAAGUUGAAGGACAGAGAAAACGAGGAGGACCAGCAGCAAAGUGGAUGGACUCAAUUACGGCUGCAAUGAACGCACCACUGAAUGACAUUAAAGGCCAGGUUGAAGACAGAUCAUCUUGGAGAGAAUCCAUCUAUGUGGUCGCUAAGAGUUGACACCAACUUGACGGUACUUAGUCAAUCAAUCAAGAGAAAAAUGACAUUGAGGACAGAUUAUGGGGAGAACGAGAACAUUGAGGCGCUCCAGAGGAUGAUCAGGGCUUUGCUGGAGGAGGCCCCCUCUGUCUGGAACUUAAUCAGCAUCUUGAAGGCUGCGAAGAGUCUGCCGUUGCUGCAGGCGGCUGUUUAAGACCUCCCCAACCAGUGACUCCGCCAAGGGCAAGCCCCCCAGAGGGAGGUUCUUUAAACGGAAACACCGCGUUGAGCCUACUCCAGCACCACCUCCAACUCCCACAGGGGGCUCCCCGGCAGUAUCCAGAGUCACCAUCGAUGAGGAGGUGCCCCAGGUUGGGACUGGGGCUGACUCUUUGGGGAAGGUUGCGAAGAGUCUGCAGAUGCUGCAGAAAGUUCUUUAAGACCUCCCCCAGCAGUGACUCCGAAAAGGGCAAGCCCCCCAGAGGGAGGUUCUGGCCACGAAGCAAGUGGGUUGAGCCGACUCCAGUGCCACCUCCAACUCCCUCAGGGGGCACCCCGGCAGUCUCGGGAGUCACCAUCGGUUUGACAACUAUCCAGGAGGAAGUGGACAGAGCUGAGGAAAUUAUGGAGGAUGUCAAAAAGCAUCCGGACCCUGGGUUCCUGCUGCGGUUAAGCCUGGACGCCGUCACGGAACUCACCAAAAUGAAGCCGCCUAUGCCCUUCAAUCUCAAGGCAGCAGUCCUCAAUGUGGCGGUGUCCGGGCUGAACCAAGUGGACCCAGGGACCCAGGAGAACAUGGCAUCCUUUAAGAAGAUGCUCAGGGGGCUGCUGGAGGAGGCCCCCUCUGUCUACAGCACCAUUGGCAUCUUGAAGGAGCUCCACAGGUAUAUUGAAUCAGAGGAGCCCCGGCUGCAGGCUCUGGGCCGAGAAGCCUACGUCUACGUCCUGCAGCAUGUGGCCAGACUGCCCAAUGUGGAACUGACCACACACAAGGCUCUCUUGCGCAUUGAAGAUGACUUGACUCAUCAUUUGAUUCAAAGCACCAUCAAAGAUGAUCUUGUCCUGGAGGACUUCAAUGAGGAGGAGGAGUCUGCUAAUUGUAUGAGUAUCAGAAUGGAGCGGGUGGGAGUGGUUGAAUAGCCAUUUGAGCCGGAGACUCAAUCUUUUGUCUUUUUGUUUGGUUUUCUAGGCUGAGAGAGAACAACUACUCCAACAAUAAUAGAACUUGGUUACCCAGUGGCAGUAGAUUCAGGACAGACUGCUUUGCACAAUGCAUCUUUAUGUUGCGGGAUUCCCUUCGAGAUGUCGGGAGUGCCACCGGCUUCGCUUAAGAAUUAUGCCAAUUAAUAGAAGAUAGGUCUGUCGAUAGACAGGUGAGCUCUGGGGAGCCCGGUGAAGGAUUGCAGGUAUCCCUCUGAGGGAAUGGAUGCUGAGGAAAAACAGAAGAAAGAACAGGGAAAGGCGGAGAGGACUUGCCCCAGCUUGUGGCCCAUUUUAUCCUCCGAUGCCAAUCUCUGGAAAAAAGAUACUUUCCCCCUGCUUAGUUGCCUAUGUGCCGUGAGCGUCUGGAGUUGCUUCUUGUGAAUGGGUUGGUUGGUGGGUUGGGUAUUUUUCGAUCUCCCCUUUAUGAUACUAGUUGGAAAGAAAGUCACUUCUGCUGUAUUAGAUUGACUGGCCUGGAUCAUGUGACGUUCUUUCUUUCUUUCUUUCAUGACAGGCUAGAACUACUGAUGGAUGGGCUAACAGUCCAAAUUCCAAAACAGCCAUCCCAGUUCCUAGAGGAAAGCUCGCUCUCUCUCUCUCUCUCUCUCUCUCUCUCUCUCUCUCUCUCUCUCUCUCUCUCUCAUUUUAUUGAAUGUAAGUACAAAUAGCUGGCUCUUUCUUUCAGGUUUGAGGUCAUUCAGUAAUAAGUCUUCCCCAAUGCAAACUCUUUUGAGGGUUACAAUUUUAUGUUUUGUUUCCCCCCAGUGUUAUAGUAGUGUUGCUUGUCAAAGUGAAAGUGGCUCUCAUAUGGAAACCCUGACACCUUCCGUGCACACGUAAGAACAGGAUCACUGGUUCGUGUUCCCAUAUGGAAGUGUACACAAACAUUGAAUGCAGCUCUAAACCAGCCAGGAUCCACCAAGCCAAGUGUCGUCAUAUACGUUGGCCCACCCGGCCUCAAUGAACCUCCUGUCUUGGCUGCUGUCUUUGACUCAGCAGAUCCCCAUUUCUGUCAUCCUGAUUCCAUCCCUUCGGUCUUGUGUUCCAGACAGCAAUCGUGUGUAGGAUCUGUAAAGCUUUUGCUCAAAUUCCAAGCACAGUGGAAUUUGAGUGGAAUAAUCUCACCUUACAGACACCCUUCAGGUUACUCCUGAAAUGGGAAACAUGUUCUUUGGCUCUAAUUUCGUUUUCUGACAUUAGAAACCAGAUAGAUCCAAUUUGGAAGUAUUUAUUUUUUAUAAUUUAUUCUAUUUCUAUACCGCCCUUCCAAAAAUGGCUCAGGGAGGUUUAAACAGAGAAAUAAUAAAUCAAUAAGAUGGAUCCCUGUCCCCAAAGGGCUCGCAAUCUAAGAAGAAACAUAAGACAGACACCAGCAACUGUCACUGGAGAUACUGUGCUGGGGGUGGAUAGGGCCAGUUACUCUCCCCCGCUAAAUAAAGAGAAUCACCAAGUUAAAGGUACCUCUUUGCCAAGUUAGCAGGAGAAGC
Molecule: messenger RNA, 3034 nt
Organism: Hemicordylus capensis (graceful crag lizard)
Lineage: Eukaryota; Metazoa; Chordata; Lepidosauria; Squamata; Cordylidae
Exons: 11
Coding region: 699-1484 (261 amino acids)
Source: RefSeq, a predicted model, not a curated record